AUUAGACAACACAUAGCCUAUGCCAGCUAAUAUAUUUUCAAGGAACCACAAAAUAUAACAAUUUUCAAUGAAAUUGCACUGUGACGCAGACAACAAGAUAUUAAAAUUCAAAGCAAAAACGUUUUCAGAGAGGUAAAUUUCAAAAGAACGCUCACUGGGAAAUUAAUAUUUUAACUACAAUACCCACAAUUCAGCUGCGAAGUACACACGUCAGAGCCAAACGUCAGUCACAACAAGGAAGUGAAUGCUUGUGGUACCUGAAUUUCUUGAACUAAUCUUCUUAAAAGAGGGGCGGUUGGUUUUGUAAAAGCACGCACGUAAAGAUUACGCUGAUCUUGUUUGGUAAAACAGAGCCUUAAUCUGUCUGCUCCUCUGUAUAUAUAAUUGGUUGAUAAAUUUUACGAAGAUAAAAUGUACGUUAACUAGUGUGUCUAACAGGUGAAUUAAUGAAAUGGUGGUAGAUAGUUCUGCUCUCCCAUUCAUUCAUCUGCGAGACAGUGUCCUCCGGUUUUAUGGUGUGAUUCCGCUGACGUUACAUACAGGCCCUGCGUGGUUUUGACACCCAAAAUGAGGAUGAUCACGUUCUUCCUGGUUGGACUGACAGUCCAUGUGGUCUUCUUCCUUUCUAUCUUUGACAUCUACUUCACCUCUCCCCUGGUCCAUGGCAUGACACCCCAGGCUACAUCACUGGCACCACCUGCCUCCAGACUGGUGUUAGUGGUGGCUGAUGGCCUCAGGGCAGACAGUCUCUUCACCUUACUCCCCAAUGGGUCAUCCAGGGCCCCGUACCUGAGGAGUGUUCUAGAGGAGAAGGGCACCUGGGGUGUGUCACACACACGUGUGCCCACUGAGUCUCGACCUGGUCAUGUUGCUCUCAUCGCUGGCUUCUAUGAGGAUGUUAGUGCUGUUGCUAAAGGCUGGAAGGAGAAUCCUGUAGAGUUUGACUCUGUGUUUAAUGAGAGCAGACACACCUGGUCCUGGGGCAGCCCUGAUAUUCUGCCUAUGUUUGCCAAAGGUGCCAGUGGAGAUCAUGUGUACACCUACACAUACCCAGCACAGGAGGAGGACUUUGCCUCUACCGAUGCCUCCAGGCUGGACAGCUGGGUGUUCUCUCAAGUCAAAUCAUUCUUUCAGUUGGCAAAGUCUAACUCAAGUCUGAGAGCCAGUCUACUGGAAGAUAAAAAUGUCUUCUUCCUGCAUCUGCUGGGCAUCGACACAAAUGGACAUGCUCACAGACCAAUGUCACAAGAGUACCUAGACAAUAUUGGUCUUGUAGACACUGGUGUAGCUGAGCUGGUGUCUAUAGUAGAGGACUUCUUUGAUUAUGAUGGCAGAACGGCCUACGUGUUCACCUCUGAUCAUGGCAUGACAAACUGGGGUUCCCAUGGUGCAGGCCAUCCCUCUGAAACACUCACCCCCUUAAUAGUGUGGGGAGCUGGAGUACAUAAUGCCCAGAGAGUCACUGAACCCCAGCCGUACAACGAUGGAUACCUACAAGAUUGGAAUCUGGAGCACCUCCGUAGGGUUGAUGUCGGUCAGGCUGACAUUGCUCCCCUCAUGGCUUCUCUCAUUGGUGUGCCUAUUCCUGUCAACUCAGUUGGUGUGUUACCUCUUCCCUACCUCAACAACACUGACCUGUUCAAGGCAGAGAACAUGUACACUAAUGCUAUUCAAGUACUAGAGCAGUUCAAGAUGAAAAUGACCCAGAAAAAGGAGACAACCUUGUCUUUUCGCUUCACCCCAUACCAACUACUGACUGAGUCAAAACAAGCAGAAUUCAUCCACAAGGCCAGAAUACUGAUUCAGCUGGAGAAGUAUGAGGAUGCUAUCUCUCUGUGCCAGUCUCUGAUAUCCUAUUCCCUGGAGGGCCUGGUUUACUACCAUACCUAUGACAGGUUCUUCCUGGGUUGCAGUGUGGUGCUGGGAUUUGUAGGCUGGACCUCAUAUGUUGUCUUAGUCAUACUGAAGACUCAUGCCAGCCUCAACAGACAUCCCAGUCUCCUCAAACAGGAUCCCAGCCAUACCUUGGCAAAGCUGUGUAUGUGUGUGACAGUGGUGAUUACUGUGUUUCUGCUCAUCCAGAGGAGCCCUGUUACCUACUAUAUUUACUGCCUACUGCCUGUCCCUAUAUGGUACUCUGUCCUUAAAGAGUCUGGAAUGGUAACAGAUUUGAUUCAUUCAGCUCCCUCUCUUCCACUGUGGAAAUGUUUUGUCUAUUUUGUGCUGGUGGCAUUUGGAAUCGAGCUACUGGUGGUGAGUUUCUUCCAUCGCGCCAUGCUGACUGUGGGCCUGGCUAUUCUCUCUAUCUGGCCCUUCAUGUCAGGACUUUUUGGCAAGGCCAAGUUCCGCUCAUUGAGCUGGUUUCUUGGCUGUCUUUUUUUGGCUCUUUUCCCCCUGAUGCCUGUUGUGGGCAGAGAGCCUAACAUACAUCUGGUUACAUGUGCAGGUCUGCUCACUCUCUUCACUUCAGUCUGUUACCUCUGGUCAUCACGACAGAGAACGCCACUGCACCUUAGUGACAGACAGCAGUUUGUUACACAGAUGUUUCACGUGGCUGUGUGUGCGUACGUGCCAUCCCUCACACACUCCAGUCUGCAGCAAAAACAGGGCCUGCCGCUUCUUAAUCAGAUCAUCAGCUGGAUCACAUUAGGCUCUUCUAUGCUGGUUCCAUUAUUGAGCUCUACACGAAUUUUCCAUCGGCUCCUCAGCAUAUUCCUCUCUCUCACAGCCACAUACCUACUGCUCAGCACUGGGUCAGAGGCCUUGUUCCCUCCUGUGUUGUCAUGGUUGAUGUUUGUGUGGAUCAACAUUGAACAGGAAGCUAUGCUUGCCCAGGGUGUCUCUGGCAGGCAAGAGCUCUCCACUAUUGAUUUCUCUGCAAACAUUGACAUCGCCAAGAUUCGACAACUGAAGUUGGAUGACAUCAGAAGAUCGUAUUUUUUUGUAUUUUUUAUAAUAACAGCUUUCUUUGGCACAGGCAACAUAGCCUCCAUUAACAGUUUUGACCCAGCAUCAGUUUAUUGUUUCCUGACUGUCUUCAACCCCUUCAUCAUGGGAGGGCUGAUGAUGUGGAAGGUUAUUAUUCCCUUCAUAAUAGUAAUGUGUACAUUUGAGACCAUCCAAGUUGCAACGCAGCUUUCAUCAAGAAGUUUGUUCCUCAUAGUCCUGGUCAUCUCUGAUGUGAUGGCUCUGCACUUUUUCUUCCUGGUGCAGGACUAUGGCAGCUGGUUGGACAUUGGCACGAGCAUUAGCCACUAUGUGAUAGUGAUGUCAAUGACCAUCUUCCUCAUGUUGCUAAGUGUGGUCACACACAUACUCACUUCACAAAGACUUAUCCUGUGGAGGAGACCCAAGCUGCACUUUCCCUAAAUAUUAUAAAUAUUAUACACACGUGCUGCUUAAACCAAAUGUUUAGUAUUUAUUUGACUUUCUUUUAUAGAUACUUACUAAUUUAGCAUUUGUCUCAUUAAACCACAAUUUGUUUACCUAAGAUAUAGAUUUUAUUUUAGGACUUGGUAUAUUGUACUGUACAGUAUAGUGCAAAACUCUUACACCACUAAAAUGUUUCAGAGUUUUGGAAACCCUGUCUUAUAUGUCCUUAUUAAUAAAAUUCUUUAAACCCUCUUCUCAGAACUGCUUGAAGAACUGACCACAUGAUUACCCUAGAAAAUGACAUGGCUGCCUACCACAGAAAAUUUCUUCAGGUUUACAUUCUCAAGAAAAAUACUUUCUUCCUCAAAUUAAUAAAUAAUUUAAAGUAACCUAUCUAAUAGCUUAAAUAAAUGUAAUAAUAUAUAAUAAUAUAACAUUUCAGAGUGGCCUAAGACUUUUGCACAGUUUGUACUGUUGGAGCUGUAUUCUUUUGUACGCUCAGUUUGUGUUUCAAGCACAUUGUUGUUGCAUUAAUCAUUGAUGAACUGACUAAGGCUACUUGAAUAUUUGACUGUGAAAGUUUUUUUGCCAGGCGAGCUGAUUUAUGAUCCACCAAAGAAGGGUAACUUAAUAACUCUUUGAGUAUGUGACACUAUUUCCUGUGAAGCUGCCUAAAGCAUAUCCUUGUUUACAAAAAAAAAAGGGAUGUUAUUUUAAUUUACUGUGAUGAGGUAUGUACCAAUAAAACUGGGAGUGAAAUAGAAACAGGAAGGUUAAUAAAGACAUCUGUAUAAAACAAAACUGAACACACCCCUGGUUGAUAUCACUAAAUUGAUGUGAAAGACACAAAAAUGCGACUAAUUAAACUGUAAAAUGUUCUGUCA
This is a messenger RNA of Lates calcarifer (barramundi perch), 4256 nucleotides long. It is a transcript of the gene pign, whose product is annotated as phosphatidylinositol glycan anchor biosynthesis, class N. Gene Ontology annotation, biological process: GPI anchor biosynthetic process. Bases 568 to 3369 code for a protein of 933 amino acids. NCBI's taxonomy places the organism in Eukaryota, Metazoa, Chordata, Actinopteri, Centropomidae. Gene Ontology annotation, cellular component: endoplasmic reticulum membrane. Gene Ontology annotation, molecular function: mannose-ethanolamine phosphotransferase activity. The transcript has 29 exons. The record is from RefSeq and is a predicted model, not a curated record.